GUUCUGUGCUUCUGCAGGAUCUGAGUGUUUUUCACUUUGCCACCGUGCGUAAAUUCUCUCAGGACAGCAACGCAAAACCAAACCAUGCUAGGAAAGCAGAAACUGUGAUGAGGGAGCAGUCAAGUGAAACCAGGACUUUGUAUAAUGUUCUAGUCCUUGAACAUUUUACCGCUGAAAAGACAAAAAGAACAGAAAUCUUCCACAAGAGCAGAAGAACAGGAUUUUGCAUAUAACAAUUAUAAGUUCAUAAACUAAAAUUAAAAUAAAAAUAAAAAAUCUCCCACUACAAUAUCUAAUCCUGUUAUUCUCCUGUUCUUUACAUUGUGCAUUGUAUGACUUAUGAAGCAAUGGUACUUUUGAUUGAUGAGCUUGCAUUAUUAAGUUGAGAGGGAGUUGUGACAUUUCCUUUGUUAAUGUAGAAGCCUGGUGCAGGCAGGUCAACCAGGUCACCACGUCCUCGCUUGCACCAUUGCCUAGCGUCUAACAGACGUUUCUUUUCUGUACCCUAUAAUGUGAACUUUCUCCAAUAAACUUUGGUCUAAUAAUUUGAAUGGCAUUCAGUGUAUGUGUCUUUUACCGUUUUAUGUUGGCUUAGUUUAAGCUGUAAUAGAAUCAGCUUUUCCAUUGCAUCAUAUAAAAAACUUUGAUGUGUGCUUCUAGGAAUGAGGAUGUAGACGGAGAUGUGAUGCUACAUGAUGUAGUUCCUUCAACAAGUGAAUAUGAAGAGGAACCUCAUCCACCACCCACAGCUACAUCUAAAUCAUUGAGGUCCAUCCUGUGUCCAAAAUGCGGCAAGAGAUUCGAAAAAAAAUCUGACCUGAGAGCUCACGAAAAAGUGCACGUCUUAAGAAAGCCGUAUCAGUGUUCCACAUGUGGAAAGAGUUAUGCUGGGAAAGAUGAGCUUACUUUACACAUGCGUCUGCACACAGGUGAGAAGCUGUUUACCUGCUCUUACUGCAACAAAAAGUUCACCAAAGAGAGGUGUUUGAAGUCCCACUUAAGGAGCCACACAGGGGAAAAGCCGUUCUCUUGUUCUCAAUGUGGGAAAAGUUUUUCUCAAAAAAGUGCCCUAAAAAAUCACCUGCGGCUGCAUGCAGGAAAUCUGCCUUAUCAGUGUGAUCAUUGCGGGAAGCUUUUUAACAGUGGAGUUGCUAUGAGGACCCACAAGGUGAUCCACACCGGUGAGAAGCCUCUUCCAUGUCCACAAUGUGACAAAAGGUUUUUCCUAAAGAUUGACCUAAAGACUCACCUAUAUAGCCAUUCUGGGAUCAAACCAUUCAGCUGUUCUGUGUGUGGGAAGAGUUUCGUAACGAAGCAGGUACUUAACACUCAUCAGGUCGUUCACAAGGACGACCGCCCCUUUCACUGCACGCAGUGCGAGAAAAGCUUUAAAAGGAUGAGCCAUCUGACAUCACACAUAAAGACCCACAGCUCUGACACCCCUUACAAGUGCACCUACUGCAGCAAAUCCUUCAAACUUCCCUUUUACCUAAAACUGCAUGAGGGUAUUCACAGUGAAGAGAAGCCUUACAGAUGUGAGAAGUGUGAAAAAAGCUUUCAUUCAUACAGGGAUCGCAAUAGACAUCAGAUUGUACAUUCAGAGGAAAAAUGUUACAAGUGCUCAAUCUGUGAUAUGAGGUUUCGCUUCAGCAGUUCGCUGAGGAGUCACAAAGCCAUUCACUCUGAGGACAAACCUUAUCACUGUGAGAAGUGUGGAAAGAGCUUUAACAGACUCGAUUCCCUGAAAAGCCAUAAAGCGAUCCACACUGAUGAAAGACCUUAUAAGUGUUCUCAAUGUGAUUUGUCUUUCAAGACUUCAUCUUCGCUCAGGUUCCACAAAAUGAUUCACUCCAAGACCCUGCUACACUGCAGCAUCUGUGACAAAACCUUCACUCGCCAAAAAUCGUUCAAAAUUCAUCAAGAUGUUCAUGCAGGGAUUAAAGUCUACAAAUGCUCUGAUUGUGGAAAAUGUCUGAGCUCGGAAAGUUGGUUGAAAAAGCACAUGGAGCAACACUUUGAAAAGAAAAUUUACCACUGUGGUGAGUGUGAGAAGAGUUUCAGUUCCGUGGCAUACUUGAGGAAGCACCAGAAGAUGGUGCACAUUGAUGAGAAGCUGUAAAUAAUACCAAAGUGACACUGGUUACUCAACAGCUGCAAAAUUCACGAGAGAAGGAGCAUACUUGCUCCCAUUGCGUAAAGGUAGAUGUAGAAAGAGGAUCAGUCGGCAUGAGACGAUUCACUCUUUGAUUUGAACAACACUUAGGGCCUUAUUUUAACGAUCUGAAAUGCAAGUGCGAAGCGCAAAGCGCAAGUGACUUUGUGGGCGGAUCUUGGGCGCUGUUGCUAUUUUCCCGGCGGGAGAAAUAACUCUUGCGCCAGGCGCAAAUCAAUAAGGGGUUGGUCUGAAGUAGGUUCAUUAUUCAUAGGUGUGGUCUGGGCGUAACGUCAAAUAAACCAAUCAGAACGUCAUCCAACAUUCCCUUUAAACGCAAGUGCGCAAGUUCCAUGGCGGGUUGCUAUUAUUAUGACGGAUUUACCAGGGGAGCGGUUCACAGCCGAGGAAACCGACGUUCUUGUAAGAGCAGUCAAAGACAGAGAAGUUGUUUUGUAUGGGGAUGGGAGAAACCCGCCCAAAUCAGCAUUGGUUAAACAGGCGUGAGAGAGGAAAUAGCCACAAUUGUCUCAUCAGCUGGCAUCCCCAGGACGUUGCGCCGCAAGCGCUACAAUGAUGUCAGGAGACGGGGGAAUCCCAAGCUUGCCAGCAUAAAUCGGGCACGCCGUGUAACGGGAGGUGGAUCUGCCUCUACACAGGACCUGACGCCAGAUGAGGACAUCGCUGCGUCCACCCUCCCCGCUGAAAGCCAAGAAACGCAACGUCCAACCCCAAAGUACACUUACAAAUCAAGUUCACAUACAUUAAGGUUUCUUAUGAAAACAUUUGAAUUAUUAUUUACAUAAAAUAAACGUAACACAGCCACACAACAAAAAUAUUUUAAUCGUUAUUUGCAUGAUAAUUUUUUAACGCAGCCACACAAUAAAUAAAAACUAUCACCACAAUGCUCACUACAAUGAUUUCCCUUAUCUCAUGUGUUAAUAUUUUUUAUUGUAACAAUUUAUGAUUAGCAAAAAUAACUGUUGCAUCUGUGUAGAUUAGAUAAGCAAAGUUAUGCACGCUAUACAUUAUGGUCAAGCAUGCGCCCUUAAAAUAGCAUAAUGAACAACGCGCAACGCGCCACUGACUUUAGACUAGUUUUUUUCUGGUCAGUGGCGCAAUUGUUUUUUGAAACUGCAAAAUAGCAUCAGGGAUGGUUUGCGCCGGAACACGCCUCCUUUUUUGCGCUGAACCGCCCAGGGAGCGCAAGUUCAUUCCCUAGUUUGCCGACGUGCGUCUGUGGAGGGAAAAACCCGCUGUGCGCCGGUGCAAAAUACGAAUGAUACAUGCGUCACUGACAAAGUCAAUUGCGCUGGGUGCAAGAUAGGGCCCUUAAUGUUCAUUUUCAAAACUGUGCUACUCACUAAGUGGUUUGUGGUGUUCGUUGAUGAUUAAAAACAAGUAGUGUAGCGAAAUACAGUUUCUGUCGUGUUUUAUUUGGCAUUUUGUAAGACUCGAAUAUAGAGCGGAAGUAUAUACGCGGUUGUAAGGUAUCUAAAGAAAUAGUUCCAUUAUAGCAAAUAACAAGGAUUGAAAUCAUACAUUACGCCAAUAUAUUUGUUUUAAUUCAUCAACGAACACCACAAACCACUCAGUGAGUAGCACAGUUUUGAAAAUGAACAUUAUUAAGUGUUGUUUUAAUGACAUGUUUGUGCAGUCAAGAGACGCUUCUAAACGAGUCAAAAAGUCAAGACACCACCCAUUGUCAAAAUUUCAGUGUCCAUCACUGUAGUUCAUCCAAAACAAACCAGAAAUGACACUCAAAGUGUUAAAUACCGGAAUUAUCCUUUAAAACAGUUUCCCAGCUUAAAAAUGUCUGGUUGUUGCGUUUGGUUGCACUAAUAUAAUAUACUAAUAUACAUAUAUAUGUAUCUGGCCACUUUAUAUUUGGCCAUCUGCUAACGUCUUCUAUCCACUCCACUGUAGUACACGGAUCUGGUAGAUGUGUUAAAAAAGUUGAUAAGUCAACUUUUUAAAAUAACAUUCUCUGUGUUGCUUCAUUCUUAUUCUUGCCAUACUUCUGUUACCAAACUGCGCGGGCAUACUUUGCUACUUCAUCAUUGUGUACAAACAGUAAAAGGGUUUAUUGAUCUAAGCUGUUGUGUUUAUUAAUUCAUACAGCUUUGCUUUAGUAAACAUUUUUUCCUCUGCUGUUAACUUCAACCCACUGUUCACUCUCGAUUGGGAAAUAGGUAUGGUUUCUAAAUUUGUUUAAAAUGAAAUGUAUUGAAAGCUCAGCUUUGUUAUAUAAAAAAAGGAAAUAAAUUGUACUGUCAAUUAUUACUUUUAUUUUUAAAGUCUUAUGAUUAAUAUACUGAAAUAAAUAUAUUUGCAUAUUUUUAGCAAAUAUCUUGACAAAAAACUUUAUUAAAUUUGCAUGUCUACUUAAGAUGGUCUGUUCAUGAAUCUUUUUCCUCAUCUGUAUUCAAGACUAAUCUGAUUAAAGGUUUAUUGUAAACAUUUUUAGGAUUGGGUUUUCUAAAACACUUCUAGCUUGACCACAGAAUCAGAUAUAUUU
Messenger RNA from Misgurnus anguillicaudatus (oriental weatherfish), 4670 nucleotides. The record is from RefSeq and is a predicted model, not a curated record. NCBI's taxonomy places the organism in Eukaryota, Metazoa, Chordata, Actinopteri, Cypriniformes, Cobitidae.